This is a messenger RNA of Leptinotarsa decemlineata (Colorado potato beetle), 2802 nucleotides long. RefSeq lists its product as uncharacterized. NCBI's taxonomy places the organism in Eukaryota, Metazoa, Arthropoda, Insecta, Coleoptera, Chrysomelidae. The record is from RefSeq and is a predicted model, not a curated record.
AUGUCAAGAAUUGGAAGCAGAAUUACAGAGAAUGAGGGCUGAAUGUGAAAUGCUGCGAAAUAGGUCUGCCAUACCAAGUGAUGGUGGUGCACCUAUAAUGAGUAGCGUUGCUAAAGUUGUUCAGCCUACAGCAACAGUAUCUAGCGUACCUGUUUCUGGACCAACAACUGGAAUAGCACAGUCUGUUUUGCCUGGACAAGCUCUUAGACAAACUGCAAUCGCUCCUUCUCCAGCGCUAGCUGCCAAGGUCAGUGCGGGGUCUCCAGGACCAAAUCAGGGAUCAUCACAAGUGUCUGCGUUACGCACACCUCCAAAAGCAGCUGGUUUCCAUUCUCAAUUUCAGUCGCCUCCCACUGCUCCUCAAACUCCACCAAAGAAGAGCUCGGCGGCUGCCAGGGGCGUCCCGCCUCCGAUUCCCCCCAAUAAACCUGUCAUUCCUACAAAAUCUUCGACGAGUGUGAGGAGGCCCGACGCCGGUGAGUCGGAGAAAAAAAAACCAAACGUACCUCUCAAAGACGGUGAACCUGUUCGUCCAGGACAAGGGAUAGAGAUGUUAGGGCAGGAAUUAGCUGAUUUUCAACAGAUGUUUGUGACAAUGGCAACUAGCAAUAAUACUUAGAACUGACGUUGGUCUAUUAGAAGAGAAAUCCUGUUGAGUGUGCGAGAAAGAUGUGAUUAGAUGAAAUUUUAAUUUAUUUUCAUUAGGUUUUACCAGUGGAGAAAAUGAUAUGUAUCUUCUGAAUAUUCUCUGCGUUUUCAACUGAUGGUUUUGCAUGAGAGUGCUUAUGUAAAACGACAAAUUUACUUUUUUUUGAUACUCACAAAUCAACUACUGCUCUGUCCUAUGAAAAAAAGGGAAUGAAUUCAACAAUUUAGUUUUACUUUCCAAGAGAUCGUUUACUUCUAUACUUUUCUCUGAUAGCUAAGAUAACAGUCCGUAAUAACUUGUUUCAUAACUUUCAAGUCAUCUCAAUAGUAAUAAUAAGAAUGAUUUUUAUUAAAGUGACAUUGAAUUUUCAUAUACUCCUGUAUACUGUUUCAAAAUUUGGAAAACAUGUGUGUUUAUCCGACUCACUCUAGUUCUUGAAAUAUUUUUAAUUAGACCUACCUACACAUUUUGUGGAAAAAAGUUUUUAACUUUUACCUGAAGAAGCCAUUGUGUCUAAACACGUGUUGCGUUUGUGUAAAUCUGUUUACUGAAGUGUUUUUUGAAUAUGUUAUGGAUUCUCAUCAAUCAUCGGCCGAAUCCAUAAAAAGAAUUGCAUAACAUUAACUAAGAAAAUGGUUGUCUUCUGACAUGCAUUUGCCAGAUUCUACUAUAUAGGAAUGCAGGGUGAGGUGAAUGUUUCAAAUUUCAAUUUGAAGCAUACCUAGUCGCACAGUCAUCAGAUUUGUUUACUGUAUUUCUUCUCAUGGUUAAAUGCAUGUUGGUAGCAAUGUUUGUGUUAUUGUUUUCUUCUCUAAAUCCAAAACUAGUUGGUAUUUAUUUUCUUGCAUUUAAAUAUCAAACUCUUCUAAUCAAAUUUCAUCAUCAAUAUCAUUUUUAUCUAUGGAAUUUCCGAAACGAUUCAUGAUUUGGAACUUUUGUCAAUAAUUGACGAAAUACAGUUUGAUUGAACAGUUUAUUCAACAAAUUUGUCUACUUCUAUGUCGCGAAAUUAGUCGUCAAACUUUUUCCUGCAACAGGUUUCAUUUUUCCUUUUUUUUUCAGUUAGAUAUUGAAAAUAAUAUUGACGCAUCCUCUUUGACUAUUCUGACUUUUUGGCGACUUUUUUUAGUGAUAAAAUGGCAACAACUACCAGCGUAGCAUGCUUUUGAACUUUUUGAAAAUCAUUCAUGGUUUUCUCUUGUGUGGAAGUUCAAUAAACUCACUUCUCAAAAUACUUGAUGAAUUUAAUUCAUCAAACAAUUCGGAUCAGAAAAAGUAAUUUGUUAUUGAAGACUGAAUCUAAUUUGAAGUAAGAGUUUAUGGACUGAAUUUUCAUUUAAUAGUAUUUGUGAUAGAAGGGAAUGGAUAAACACUUGAGGUUAUGUCUCCAUUACCAAAGAUAUAUUUAAAUAAAAAUAUUUUCAUGAGAAGUAUACAAUUAUGAUUUUAAGUUUGCCUAAUUUCAAUACAUCGUUGAAGAAUUCCUCAAGAAGUAAUAACAUCUUGUCGGUAUUGAAUACUUUGUGUGUAAGUCUGUUACCAUCUACAAUGUAGUUUCACCAAAAUGAAUGAAAUGAAAAUUGCAAUCUUCGAGCUAGUUCAUUGAAAGUUUUGGUUCAAGGUAAUUAAGGAAACCAUCCUGAAGUAACCAUCCGGAAGAAAUGAAUAUGUUUUGUGAACGAUUUUUUUAUUUUUAUACAUCAAGAGCAAAUUUGAAUAAGUUGCUGAAGUAAUAAAGAAUAUUUGUCGAAAUACCUGUCUUCAUCUGUACUUAAUUUUUUUAUGGAAGUGUGUCUGGUUCAUAUCAUUGCAUUUUCUGGUAUAUUUCUCGUAUGGAGUCAGUACUUUUUGUAAUUCAAUGUAACAACAUUUUUUUCUACUAGUAAAGUUUGCUUGCCAACAGUAAUGGUUCUUCACACACAGCAUACCUUCCUAAUUCAUUUAUUCAGUUUUGAAUAUUGUUUGUGAAAAAAUUUUACAUAUCAACUCAUUUUGUUGUCGACCCCUUUGUUCAUUUCAAUAGUUCAGUAAAAGCAUUCUUGCUAUUAUGAUUUUUUUCAACUUAAUGUUUCAAUUUUCAUGCAAACUGACAGGUUCUUAGUAUAAAACAACUGUUGUAAACUACUUGUGAUCAAAUAUACAUAUACAAUAUA